Molecule: messenger RNA, 3340 nt
Organism: Mya arenaria
Lineage: Eukaryota; Metazoa; Mollusca; Bivalvia; Myida; Myidae
Product: activating signal cointegrator 1 complex subunit 2-like
Exons: 15
Coding region: 67-2382 (771 amino acids)
Biological process (GO): regulation of DNA-templated transcription
Molecular function (GO): ubiquitin binding
Source: RefSeq, a predicted model, not a curated record
GAUUUGUCUAGUAGCCUCUAAUUAGUUGUAUGUAGCCCUGUAGUAAUCUUCUUGCACAACCUUAAAAUGAGUGUCCCUCUCGACAAACAAAACGUUGUUAUUGAUAGUAAUAAAUCAAAAGAAACAUUUCCCGCAUUGCAUCAACGAUGGGUUGAGGAGGUCCAGUUUGUGAGCUACCAGGCCCCACCCACUGACCUGACUGACAAGGGACAGUACGAGGAAUGGCUGGAGAGGCUGAAGUUUAUAGAGGCGGACAUCCACUGGCUGCUGCAGUUGCCACAUGCAAAGUUUUGGUGCCAGGCAAUAUUUGACUCGAGUCUUCAUAGAUGUCUAGAUAGCUACCUGAGGUUUGCCCCAAGGUCAUAUGAGACUAUACACAAGUUGCCCUCGGCUGCCAAGGAGACCCAUGAUGAAGUUCACAGGCUCAUCUUCCUGUCCUGUCUGAGAAUGGCUACUUACAAGGAGUCGAAGGAGUGUUACAUUACACCAAGUGUGUUCGGAGAGAUCCUGUACGAGAAUUUCCUGUUUGACAUCCCCAAAAUGCUGGACCUGUGUGUGCUAUAUGGGGCUGGGAACAAGCAGCUACUGGCCCGUAUGAUUGACAACAUCUUCACCCAACAGCCCGGCUAUCACCAGGACUUGGCUGAUACCAUCAACACUCUCUCCCAAGUUUUUGACAACAUCACUACCAAAUGUGGUAUACAGGUAGAAUCUGGCUCGCAGUCACCUCAGAAACUGGGUGAGCUGGGCACCAAGAAGGCUUCCUUACUUACCAUGUCAACUGCAGAGUUCCGGGAUAUUAUCUUCUACCUGUCCGACAUUGGUGUGACCUUGACCUCAUUUCUGGAUGUUUUCCCAGAAGCAUGUCAAGCGUUUCAUGACAGUGAUUUCCUCGUGCGACUUCCGGGGUUUUACGAUGCAGUGGUCCCGGAGGUGUUUGCUGCAUUGAAACAGAGGGAGCUCAAUAUUGGAGAUAAGAAGGAAUUGAAAAAGAAGUUGUUAGAGGGGAGGACCCACCUACUAACUGUGUUCCAGACUGUCAUCGCCCACUGCUGUAUACAACCACUACUAGAGAAGACGGGUGUGACAAUGGAUUAUGUGGAAGACUACCUUCACCUCAUGUCAACUGUGCUGAAUGAUAGGAGGUUUCUGGCAGACUAUGAGAGUGUUCUCAGUUUCCAAGGUGACCUGGAUAUUCUUAUGCAGGCUUCUGGGGAUGUUGAUGAAACCAGAAUACAGUACAUCAAGGAAGCUGUGAACAUCGCAUUUGCGACCUACGGGAAACGCAAGGCCCCUAAAGGAGCCAUGAACCGAGGGGGUAGGAAGAGCCCGGAUGGGUCUGUGGGGCCCCUGGAAGGGGCUACAGGAGGUGCCACUGCUGCCGUACAGCCAGGUGCUUAUCAGGUGGAGGAUCAUGACAGCGGUGCCUCGUCUGCCCCAGCUGUUACGGGAGUUCAGCUGGACUCUCUCAUCUCCUCUAUCAAGGAUCUGCUUCCUGAAUUAGGAGAAGGAUUCAUUGAGUUGUGUUUGGAGGAACUUAACUACGACAUGGAGAGGGUGAUCAAUGCCAUGCUAGAGGACAAUCCUCCCCCAUCACUGCGGGAGGUGGACAGGCUACUGCCCAGGAAGAAAAGGGCCCCUUCACCUCCGAGUCUCCUGCACGAGAGGAAGAACAUCUACGAUUACGAUGAAUUUGAUGUGUUCCAUAGAGACGACAUAGACAAACAGAAGAUACGCCAUGGAAAAGCAGAGAAGACUGAGAACAUCGUGAUAGGGGACAAGACAGCCCUGAGAGAAAUCAAUGACAAUAUCAGCAAGGACUACGGGGUUGUGGUUGACAUUGUGGAAGAGAGGGUGCCCCCUGCCCAACCCCCAAUUUCAGCUGACACUGGGGAGGGGGAGUAUACACGGGAUUUGUACGAGGACGAGUAUGAUGAUACAUAUGAUACGAACGUGGUCGGCGCUGAUGAUGCAGAUUCUGCUGACGAGCUUACAAAUCUUAGACCAUUUACUGUACCAAGAGUGCUGGGUGGGGCGAUGGUCAGUCGUGCAAAGGUGAAUUAUGAGAAUGACUCUGAGGAAUCAGAGGAGGAAUCACCAGGCAAAAAGAAGGACCUGUUUAUAGAAGACCCAGCCAAAAUCAGGGAGAGGGCAGAGGACCGUGCUCGCUGGAAGGCCAAUAGGAGAGGUCAAGGUUACCAAGGACAGCAAAGUCAAGGUCAAGGCCAACCAGCUCAAGGUCAAGCCAAAAAGACCCAUGAUGUAAAGGGUGGACCAAAAGGUCAAGGACAAAGUAAGGAGGUACAGAGAAACAGAAAAUGGAAAACUGAGCACAAAGGUGACUUCCGGCGAGCGCAGGCCGACAGGAAGAGGAAAGUGUAGGUUGCGGGGACUGUGAAGGAAUUGUGUUCAUGGAAUUAUACACUAGUGAAAUGUUGCUUUUUUUAAAAAGAAACCAAUUGAAUGUGUUAAAUCAGGCACUAGGUAGAGCUUGACUCGAUAACUCUUAAUGUUAUUUGGCGAGUCAUACACGAUUCUUUCAUUUGAAAAUUCCAGGCGACGGUUUUGCUUAUGGUUACUGGGCUGGUGUUUUCGUAUAAUGUUGUUGCAUGUAAUAAGCAGAUUUUUGUUCUUAUAAAUUACAAAGACUAUUAAAGAGGCUUUGGACUUUUGCACCAUAUACAAGUCAAUUUCUGAUUGUGAUGGAAGUAAUUGGUUAAUACAGAAAUAUUUUGUUAUUUAUUUAAAAUGAAUCCUGAACUUGUUUAUUUUACUAAUGUUAAUAAUAAUAAUGGUAUUGCUUUAUUUGCACAUCUCCAGUAAAUUUGCAGCUUGUUGCUGUGAUAAUAAAUCAUAGAAAAUUGUACGACUCUUCUUGUAGUCUAACUUAGUUCAUGCUGAACAUUUGAUUUUGAUGAAAUCUUUUUAAGAUGCAGCACCAAGGAAUGUGUAUGUAAUGUCCUUGAGUAUUUGGUGUUUCUCCAUUCCAUUGUGGUCUGCAGUUUGACUCAAUGUCCAAGUCUCGAGGUCAUCUUGAUCCUACACUGAUACAGAUACAUUUGUAUAGAUUAUUGUCCAUUGGGAUUAUGUCACAAGUUUCAUGUUUGGUUGUGGAGAACUUGUGCCAAAUCAUUCAAGUUCCCAAGAGUAUAGUUAUUUGCCAGAUAAAAAAUCUGUGGGGGAUUGCAUAAUUAUGUUUUCAAAAGAUCGGACUUCUGAUGGAGACCUUGAUGUUGAAGCUUGGGACAUUGGAUGGUAUUCGUCUAUAUUUUUUUGUCAUAACUUCAAGUCCAAAAUACUAUUUAAAAUCACAAAGUGCUUUCAUGUAUUUAUUUUUAUA